Molecule: messenger RNA, 1524 nt
Organism: Diospyros lotus (date-plum)
Lineage: Eukaryota; Viridiplantae; Streptophyta; Magnoliopsida; Ericales; Ebenaceae
Product: alkane hydroxylase MAH1-like
Exons: 1
Coding region: 1-1524 (507 amino acids)
Molecular function (GO): oxidoreductase activity, acting on paired donors, with incorporation or reduction of molecular oxygen; monooxygenase activity; iron ion binding
Source: RefSeq, a predicted model, not a curated record
AUGGCCCUUCUAGGGUUCUACGAAUUGGUCCUCCUAGUAGUUAUAUGCUUCCUCUUUGUUUCCUACUAUAGAAGCACUAGUGAUGGGCUUCCAAUGAGCUGGCCUUUGGUGGGAAUGCUGCCGGAGCUUCUUCUCCAUGUCCAACAAGUUCACGAGCGCUGCACGACUCUUGUAGCUCAAACUGGGGGCACCUUCCUACACAAAGGUCCUUGGUUCUGUAAUAUGGACAUGUUAACCACUGCGGAUCCGGCCAAUGUGCACUACAUUAUGAGCUCCAACUUUGCAAAUUUCCCCAAGGGGCCUCGGUUCUUGAAGAUUUUCGAGGUUUUGGGAGACGGGAUUUUCAAUUCUGACACGGAUCUGUGGUCAAACCAAAGAAAACUGGCUCGAAUUCUAAUUAAUCAUCAGACCUUCCACCGUUUCUUGGUGAAGACCAGCCAUGAGAAGGUGGAGAAAGGGUUGGUCCCAAUUCUUGAGCAUGUGUCCAAACUAGGCCUGGUUUUGGACAUGCAAGAUUUGUUCCAAAGAUUCACUUUCGAUACCACUUGCAUACUUGUCACUGGCUAUGAUCCUGGCUGCUUGUCAUCUGAAUUCCCCGAAGUUCCAUUCUCAAAGGCAAUGGAUGAAGCUGAGGAAGCAAUCUUUCUUCGCCACGUGGUGCCAGAAACCAUUUGGAAGCUACAGAGUUGGCUAGGGAUUGGACACGAGAAGAAGUUGAGUGAGGCUUCUAAAACCUUAGACAACACGAUAGCUAAAUAUAUAUCAAUGAAGAGAGAUGAACUGAGGAAAGGAAUUGCUUCUGAGGAACAAGAAGGGUUUGAUCUUCUGACUUCAUACUUGAAGGAAGAUGAGAUGAUGAAAGAAGGGUUGAAAUUUGAUGACAAGUUCUUAAGAGACACCAUUCUUAAUUUCAUGAUAGCCGGGCGAGACACCACCAGUUCAGCCCUAACAUGGUUUACUUGGCUAGUUUCGACCCACCCAGAAGUUCAAGCCAAGAUUAGGGAAGAACUGAAGUCGGUCAUACCAGAGAAGGAAGGUGAAAAAUGGAGGAUUUUCAGAGUGGAAGAGGUGAGCAAGCUAGUUUAUCUCCACAGUGCUCUCUGUGAGACCCUAAGGCUCUACCCACCAGUUCCAUUCCAGCACAAGGAGUCUAUAAAGCCGGACACCCUCCCAAGCGGCCACCAUGUUCGCCCACAGAUGAAGAUAGCACUCUCUCUCUAUGCAAUGGGGAGAAUGAAGUUUACAUGGGGACAGGACUGCUCGGAAUUCAGGCCGGAGAGAUGGAUUUCUGAUGGAGGAACCAUCAAACACGAGCCGUCCUACAAGUUCUUGGCUUUCAAUGCCGGGCCAAGGACUUGUCUCGGCAAAGACGUGGCUUUCACUGAGAUGAAAGCCGUGGCGGCGGCCAUAAUCCACAAUUACAACGUUCAGGUGGUGGAGGGCCACCCGGUGGCGCCCAAUACUUCCAUCAUUCUGUAUAUGAACCAUGGCUUGAAGGUUAAGGUGACCAGGAGGUGGCCCUGA